AUGAGUCCUCAGCCCUCGCUGGACCCAAACGACCCCUUGAAUUGGUCAACCUGGCAGAAGUACUCGACCUAUUUGACAAUAUGCUGCUUUUCCUUCCUUGCAACAUGUAGCGCCUCGAAGUUCACCGUUGCCAUCCUUCCUCUCGCAAAAGAGUUCAACGUCACACCAACACGGGCCGGCCAACAAGUCUGUUUUAAUGUACUUCUCCUGGGCCUUGGAAACAUUUUCUGGGCGCCCAUCAUGCGUCGCGUUGGCAAACGCCCAAUUUAUCUCACUGCCAUGGCCCUCCUCGUGGGCACAAAUGUAUGGUCACGCUACGCAGGCCGGUUCAACUCCCUUCUCGCAUCUUCUAUGCUCUCCGGCUUUGCCUCAUCGGCAGCAGAUGCCACUGUGCCUGCUGUGGUAGCCGACCUCUUCUUUGUCCAACAGCGAGGGGCAGCCAUGAUGCUCUUCUCCGCCGCUAUGUCCGGCGGUUUCUUUAUUGGUCCUCUUAUCAGCGCUUUCUGUGUGCAACAUUCAGGCUGGAGGCUAUCUUGCACUGUGAUUGCCUCUCUAGUGGGAUUUCUUUGGGUUGUCAGCAUCUUUACACUUCGUGAGACGAGCUAUCACGACCGCAAUGUCUACGCCCCGGCAACGAGUUACGGCGAAACGAAGACUUUCAGGCAAAAUUUGAGCAUCACCAGUGGUUACAACGGGGACGGGUGUGCUAUCAAGUCUACCGGAAACCUCAUCUCAAUCCUUACUUAUCCUGGCACUCUAUGUUCUGGUCUUGCAGUUGGUGCUUUUAUUGGAGGGAGCGUUGCAGUGCAACUCGCCUCCGCGCAAUUCUUCAUCUUGCCAUCUUACUACAGCUGGCAGACCAGAUCUCUGGGACUACUCUCGAUUGCUGGGUUUAUCGGCUGCGCGAUCGCUUUAUUCUUCGGCGGUUACCUCAUUGAUAUAAUCUCUAAUCGCUUCACCACUUCUCACGAAGGCCGCCGUGAGCCCGAAUACCGACUAUGGGCUAUAAUUAUUCCUCUCAUCGUCGGCCCCAUGGGGAUCAUCCUCUUCAGUCUCACCUUGGCGGACCACAAACCUUGGAUCGCGCCCGCUGUUGGGUACGCCAUGCAGGGAUUCGGUCUCACCGCCGCAUCGAACAUCCUCUACACCUACAUAUUAGAUUCCUACCUACCUUUCGCCUCCGAAGUGGCGGCAGCAGCCUCUAUUCUCAGGGGCACCAUCGCCACAUUAUUGACCCUCUGGCUGUACCCCUGGAUCAAAGCAGCGGGAUUGAAGCAGGCAUUCGGCCAGAUCGUCGGCAUCCAGUAUUUCCUGGGCUUAUGGGUCAUUUUGUUUUUAUUUUGGGGGAAGCGAAUCCGCCUCAUGACGGCACGAUAUGGGCCGAUGUCCCGCUGUCGAUAUGCACGCCAGCCCGGGAUAUGUGAUUCGUGA
This is a messenger RNA of Amorphotheca resinae ATCC 22711, 1431 nucleotides long. RefSeq lists its product as hypothetical. The record is from RefSeq and is a predicted model, not a curated record. NCBI's taxonomy places the organism in Eukaryota, Fungi, Ascomycota, Leotiomycetes, Helotiales, Amorphothecaceae. Bases 1 to 1431 code for a protein of 476 amino acids. The transcript has 3 exons. Gene Ontology annotation, molecular function: transmembrane transporter activity. Gene Ontology annotation, biological process: transmembrane transport.